AUGAGAAGCAUACUCCUAAGCUUAAUCACCAUCCCGUUGUGUCUAGUUGCAGCCCAUGAGGCGAUCAAUAUCAACGACCAAGCCGGCUACGAAGUAUGGCUCACAAGAGAUCGGGCAAGCGGGAGAUGCGACGUCCUAUCUGCUCGUUCGAUUCUGCUGCAUAAAGCACUCCGUCAUACUCCCUCUCACGCUGAAAUCAAACCUUCCCGAUGCAUGCAAGACUCGCGGUCACUAUGCCAAACUGAUGACAUCCUUGUGGUAGGCUACGAUCUCGGAACCAUACACCACGAUAUAGCUCGGGAAUGCAUAGAUUUUGAUACUGAACCUGGUAUAAAUCCGGCUCAACCGCAAUUGUUUCUCUUUCAUUCCUAUGCUCCCGAGCUCGACAUCAAUCCUUUGCCUGACUUAAUUACUGGUCCGACACCCAACCGAAUCAACAUUGUGUUCUUUUCUGACGGUUACACUUCCGACGAGAAGCAACGAUUUAUUGAUGAUGCUACCCGACUUGGGCAUGCAAUUAGUGUCAACCAGACGUACGCGCCAGUAGCACCCCUCAUUAACUUUUGGGGCGCGUUCACGCCAAGCAAAGAAUCAGGGAUUGGAGUGGGCGGAAAGCCCAAAGACACUGUCUACGGACUAUAUCGCGACGGGACCGAACUUCGUGGGGUAUAUACGUCCAAACCUAAGGUAGCUAGCGCAGCCUGCAAAAGCAUGGGAAACCAGUGCAAUUAUCCAAUACUAUUAGGAAACGACCCACUGUACGGAGGAUUAGGAGGAGAAUUCACGAUUUCCACCGCAUCAGUGUUAAACGGUCCAUUAGUUCUCAGGCACGAACUCGGCCAUUCGAUUAUUUGGGUUGGGGAUGAAUACGACGGCAGCAUGUACUUUGGAGUUAACGCGGAUAACUACACCCAUCGUGACGAAACUAUCGGUUGGGCCCACUGGCUCUCAGACCCUGCCUCCCCUCCUCGGAUCGAGCGCAACUCUGUUCCAUUAUUGGUCUACCCAUGGACGAUGCUCAACAAAUCAACACCUUGGUCGACUAACUUCACGGUUGAUGGAACAUUCGACUCUGCCCUCUUGCGAACCUCCCUUUCUGGAAUCCCGGAAAGCUCUCAUCUCACGAUCACUCUCGAUGGAACUACUGUCACAUGGGAGGCAAACCCAGAGAUCGGUCUGGACCGAUGGUUUUAUGAUGUACCCAUUCGCAAACUGGCGAAUGAUACACACGAGUUAAAAUUUGUGUUAGAGGAGAAAGGAAAAGAGGGUUUGGCGCAACUGUGUAGUUUGGAGGUAAUUGAAUAUGGGAAUGCUACCGAGUUCAAUUCGACUGAAGGAUACGUAGGUGCCUUCCCGACAUACUCUCCACUUGAAUACGAAGACCCCGACCCAGAGCCCGACCGCCCGGCCCUGCACGAUCAUCACACUCACAAAAAAUGGGCAACUACAUCGUACCGCCCAGCUAAUGAAGACUGCUUGAUGCGACAAGUUGCCCAGCCUAAUUUUUGCGUUGUUUGCACUGAAGGACUUUGGCUCCGGCUGCUCAGCCGAGUUAGUCUAAUUGACAAAGUUUCGUUUUAUGACUCGCUGAAGGGAGAUGCUGAUACGGGCAUUGAACUCUCGUUGAUCUCCUUGGCGCAAUUUAGGUCGCCUGCCGAAGCUGAAUACCUUGCUCGGAAGGGAACCGAGGAAACGUAUCUCAUCAGGUGGUUCACUUAUGGACAGGAAGUGAAAAAGUGGCAAAACUCAACUAGGGUAGAUGUUGAGUGUCGUGCGGUGGGGAUAAUCGAAGUUGAAGUGGAAUUUGUGAGUAGCGAGAUUAGGAAGGACGAGAAGGGGUAUACGAAAGACCGGUACAGGUUGUUGUUGGACUGCUAG
Rhizoctonia solani is the source of this 1878-nucleotide messenger RNA. Its product is annotated as peptidase family M64 protein. Gene Ontology annotation, molecular function: metallopeptidase activity. The record is from RefSeq and is a predicted model, not a curated record. The transcript has 11 exons. The coding region runs from base 1 to 1878 and encodes 625 amino acids. NCBI's taxonomy places the organism in Eukaryota, Fungi, Basidiomycota, Agaricomycetes, Cantharellales, Ceratobasidiaceae.